Molecule: messenger RNA, 495 nt
Organism: Rotaria sordida
Lineage: Eukaryota; Metazoa; Rotifera; Eurotatoria; Philodinida; Philodinidae
Source: the annotation of a GenBank genome assembly
AUGUCUGGACGUGGUAAAACUGCAGGAAGUGGUAAAGCACGAGCUAAAGCUAAAACUCGUUCAUCACGAGCUGGUCUUCAAUUUCCAGUUGGUCGUAUUCAUCGUCUUCUUCGACGUGGUAACUAUGCCGAACGUGUCGGUGCUGGUGCUCCAGUUUACUUAGGUGCCGUACUUGAAUAUUUAUCGGCUGAAAUUCUUGAAUUAGCAGGCAAUGCUGCACGAGAUAAUAAGAAAACACGUAUUAUUCCCCGUCAUCUUCAAUUAGCCAUUCGAAAUGAUGAAGAAUUAAACAAAUUAUUAUCUGGUGUAACAAUUGCUCAAGGUGGUGUCUUACCUAAUAUUCAAGCUAUACUUUUACCAAAGAAGACUGCUGAAGGUGGUGCUGUAUCAACACCACGUGAAACAUCUGGUUCAGCUGGUCCAAGUAAAAAGAAAACAACUGGUGAAAAAUCUGAAAAAGCAUCAUCAGGUGCUAAAGCAGCUGAAAAAGCUUAA